UGCAAAUAUGGAGGAGAGAGAGUUGUGACAGAAAACCUCACACUUUUCACGGAAAAAAGAUUCGCCAGAGCGAUAAACGGGAACGACCGGCGCGGCCGAAAAGUGAGCGUCGGCGAGGAGAACGGCGAGAGGAGUACUGUUAUCAGUGACGCCCUGCUGACACCUCUGGCCAUGGCUGACGCUGACGCUGACGCCCAGCGCUGAGCCACCCCCCACCCCCCCCCCACACGGACACGCCCCGUUUCUCACUCACACACACACGGAAGCACGUCUGUCUGCGACGCUCUGUCGGCCGCCGGCUCCAGUCGCUCGCGGAGUCUCUCAGCCAGUGGGGAGGACACAGGGCAGCUCUGUCCAUGAACUCGUCCAACACGCCAGUGGUGGAGGUGAAAACCUCUCUGCCCUCUGGCAUGCAGAGCCCGGUGGGUGGGGGAGGUGGAGGUGGAGGUGAGCAGGAUGGGGUUGGCGGGGGCCCCGUGGACUUGCGGACGGAGCCCCGACUGGGUGCCCUGAGCGGCGUGGACCCGGCGCUCCGUGAGCAGCAGCUCCAGCACGAGCUGCUGCUACUGAAACGGCAGCAGGAGCUGCAGAAACAGCUGCUGUUUGCCGAGUUCCAGAAACAGCACGAGGUGCUCACCCGCCAGCACGAGGUGCAGCUACAGGAACACCUCAAGCAGCAGCAGGAGUUGCUUGCAGUGAAGCGACAGCAGGAGUUGGAGCAGAAGAGGAAGCUGGAACAGCAGAGACAUGAAGAGCUGGAGAGACAGAGAGUGGAACAGCAGCUCACCAUGCUCCGUAACAAGGAGAAGGGCAAAGAGAGUGCGAUCGCCAGUACUGAGGUCAAGCUGAAGCUACAGGAGUUCCUGCUGAGCAAGAAGGAUCCCCCCUCUGGUGGACUCAACCAUUCCUUCCCCUCGAAGUGCUGGGGUGCUCACCACACGUCUCUAGACCAGAGCUCCCCUCCACAGAGCAACACUCCAGGCACCCCACCCUCUUACAAACUGCCGCCCUUACUGGGGGCAUUUGAAAGCAAGGACGACUUCCCCCUCCGUAAGACUGCCUCGGAGCCCAAUCUGAAGGUGCGCUCCCGCUUAAAACAGAAGGUGGCAGAAAGAAGGAGCAGUCCUCUGCUCCGCCGCAAAGACGGCACAGUGAUCAGCACCUUCAAGAAGAGAGCCAUCGAGAUCUCGGUCUCCUCCAUGUGCAGUAGUGCCCCUGGCUCUGGCCCCAGCUCUCCCAACAGCUCCAACAGUGCCAUCGCAGAAAACGGCUCCAGUGGCUCUGUCCCCAACAUCCACGCUGAGCAGCUGCGAUCCCUACACCAGUCUCUGAAUGCGGAUGGGACUGCGAGCCCCCUCAGUCUGUACACCUCUCCAUCUCUGCCCAACAUCUCCCUGGGGCUGCCUGCUAAUGCACACAUCACGGCCCCUCAGAAACUGAGCGCUCAGCAGGAGGCGGAACGGCAGGCCAUCCAGUCCAUGCGUCAGGGUGGGGCCCUGACCGGGAAGUUUAUGAGCACCUCGUCCCUGCCGGCAUGCCUUCCUCCCGGGGCAGCCCAUGACGCCGAGCCCCCCGCUGCGCCCAACAGCCACGGGAGCCACUCGUCUCUGCUGCAGCAUGUCCUGCUUCUGGAGCAGGCCCGCCAGCAGAGUGCCCUGCUUGCAGUGCCCAUGUACGGGCAGUCGCCACUGGUGACGGGCGAGCGGGUGUCCAACAGCAUGCGGACGGUGAGCAAGCUGCCGCGGCACCGGCCGCUGAGCCGCACACAGUCGGCGCCGCUCCCACAGACGCCACAGGCCCUCCAGCAUCUCGUCAUGCAGCAACAGCACCAGCACUUCCUGGAGAAGCAGAAACACUACCAGCUCAACAAGAUCCUUUCCAAAGGGGCGGAGCUUCCCCGCCAACCUCCCACCCACCCAGAGGAGACGGAGGAGGAGCUUACGGAGACCGCAGAGAUGCUGGAGGAGCGAGGGGAGGGCCCUGAACAUGUGAGGGAGGGGCUACACAAGGAGAGCUCUGGCGAGACCACUCCCCCUUCAGAACAUGUGGUCCCUCUGAAGGGUGAGAGCACAGAAAGUGACCUGGAGGAGGAGGAGGAUGAAGACGAAGCCAUCGAGCUCAAGGAUUGUGAUGAAGAGAGUCCCCUCUACGGGCAGUUCUCUGAGCAGCAGCACCUGCAGCAGCUGAACGUGUUCCAGGCGUCUGUGUCCAUCGCGGGGAUGCCCCACAGGCCGCUGGGAAGGGCCCAGUCCUCCCCCGUCACCUCCGCGCUUAAAGGGGCGCCCAUGGGAGAGUUUCCCAUCAAGCACCUCUUCACUACAGGGCUGGUGUACGACACCCUCAUGCUGAAACACCAGUGUAUGUGCGGUAACACUCACAUCCACCCGGAGCACGCCGGCCGCAUUCAGAGCGUGUGGUCCAGGCUUCAGGAGACAGGCCUGCUGGGCCGAUGUGAGAGGAUCCGUGGCAGGAAGGCCACCCUGGAUGAGAUACAGAUGGUGCACUCUGAAUACCACACUCUUCUCUACGGCACCAGCCCUCUCAACAGGCAGAAAUUAGACAGCAAAAAGCUCUUAGGGCCGAUCAGUCAGAAGAUGUAUGCGGUGCUGCCAUGUGGAGGAAUAGGGGUGGACAGUGACACGGUGUGGAAUGAGAUGCACUCAUCCGGCGCCGUGCGCAUGGCCGUGGGCUGCGUCAUAGAGCUCGCCUUCAAAGUCGCUGCCGGGGAGCUGAAGAACGGCUUCGCGGUGGUCCGUCCGCCCGGACAUCACGCUGAGGAGUCCACGGCCAUGGGGUUCUGCUUUUUCAAUUCGGUGGCCGUCACAGCCAAACUGCUCCAGCAGAAACUAGGCGUGGUCAAGGUCCUCAUCUUAGAUUGGGACAUUCACCAUGGUAACGGGACUCAGCAAGCCUUUUACAAUGACCCCAAUGUGCUCUACAUCUCCCUGCAUCGCUAUGACGACGGCAACUUCUUUCCUGGCAGCGGAGCCCCUGAAGAGGUUGGAGCUGGGUCCGGUGUGGGCUUUAAUGUGAACAUAGCCUGGACCGGGGGAGUUGACCCUCCCAUGGGUGACGUCGAAUACCUCUCUGCCUUCAGGACGGUGGUGAUGCCCAUUGCUAACGAAUUCUCCCCUGACGUGGUGCUCGUCUCGGCUGGCUUUGACGCUGUCGAAGGCCACCAGUCCCCUCUAGGUGGUUACAACGUCACCGCCAAAUGUUUCGGGCACCUGACCAAGCAGCUGAUGACCUUGGCAGGUGGGCGGGUAGUCCUGGUGCUAGAGGGAGGUCAUGACCUCACAGCCAUCUGUGACGCAUCUGAGUCCUGUGUGGCAGCAUUGCUGGGAGAUGAGUUGGAUCCUUUGCCUCAGGCUGUACUUCAGCAGAAACCCUGUCCAAAGGCUACAGCUUCCCUUGAGAGAGUCAUUGAGAUCCAGAGUAAGCACUGGGCGUGCCUGCAGAGAUCUGCUCCUACAGUGGGCCAGUCCCUCUUGGACGCCCAGCGCCGCGAAAAAGACGAGGCGGACACAGUGACAGCUAUGGCUUCCCUCACCGUGGACACAGAGCAGACAGCGGCCUCCUCACAGAGCAGCAGGACUGCUGAAGAACCAAUGGAGGAGGAGCCGGCAUUGUAGGAGGAAACGCCGAACCUGUCACCGCGGUGACUUCAGUGUCCACACCUGCUUGGCAAGCAACGGUCACCCUUGAGCCACGCCUCCUUUUCCUCCACCCAGCUCUCUGAUUGGUUCCCUUGGUCCUUCACUCGUUUCCGGGUGCCUGACGGACAUGUGCGGCGCCUGCCCACCUUUGCUUUCUCCAGACGUCCCAGAGCAGGGGGCGUGCUCAGCGUAGGGAGGUGGGGCAGCCGACCGGAGAUCCACACGGGAGAUCCGAGACCGGAACGUUUUUCGGGAAAGGCCUUGGUUUUAUUUUUUUUGCUCGUUUCACUGGACAGAGGGAGCAAAAAAAGAAAAGAAAAGGAAGACAGAGAGAAGGAAACAGACAGACCGACAACGCUGGAAUGUUGUCACGGCAACGGUGGGGGGGAAAAACACUUUGUACAUUUAUUGUGCUUUAUACAAAAGAUGUUUGAAAUGGAAAAAGCCAACAAGCAGCAAAAAUACACACACACACACACACACACACACACACACACAUACAUUGAAACACAAAGUUCCUAAGAGGGUGAACUGGGCUGUUUUAACCCCAUUAAACCUAGCUCUCUUUUUGCGAACAGGCGCUAACCUCUUGACUGUCCAUCGUGUCCGUUGGUUCGUAGACUCGUUCAUAUGUACAGUAUCCUGUUGAGAUGAGCACACAAACACUUGAUCCUGAUAUAUUUACAGACAUGCACACGUGGCUUCGUGUAUGCUGUAGAAACGCGCAUACGCCGAGGGGAACACAGUUUCCCUUUGUCCAUUUCUGGCUCUACACGGAGGUCAAGGCCACGACCUCUCGGCACUCAAGGAACGCUUCCCUUGCCCUUUGACCUUUCUGUUGAGAACUUUUGUUGGAUUUUAUUGUUGGUUUUUUUUUUGGGGUUUCACAGAAGUAAAGAACUUUUUUCUUCUUCAGAGGGCAUACACGUCACUGUAACUAUGACAACCACACACGCUCCCUCACUCGUUCCACUCACGCACUCGUUUCCGCUUGCACACAAUGGCAGUGCGUUGACUUAAGGACGCGGAGAGUGGCUGUUGUAAAGGAGAAAGGGUUCCAGUGUCUCUCUGUGUCUCCGCAACAAGCGAACACACACACGCACGCACGCAUGAAGACGGCUGAAGAAGAACCCGGUGCCUUUUAUACUACAGAACACAUUUGAAACACACACACCUACCACGUCAGACAUGCGCAGUGCUCUCUAGCUGCCGUGGCGUUUUUGUUAUAUUUAAUUUCCCCCUCACUUUUGUCCAACUGCCUUAAUUUUUGAGAGAGCAGCAUUUUGAGCCUGCGUCUGGUCAGCACAGCGGGGACCUGAACCCUCUCAUUCUCCUCUCCUUCUUUCAGGGUGUGUGUGUUGGGCUCAGAGGUUAAAGGUCAAGGCUCUGCCUAUGAGCCGCCUUCUUGUUCUUAUUCUGAUCCUUGUGUUUUUAGGUUUUUUUUGUUUGUUUUUUUUUGUUUUUUUACUUUUUACAGUCGCAUGUUCCAUGAUCUGCUCGUGUGGAAGUACCAAUGAUAUGGUGAUGAUGAUGAUGAUGAUGACCAACUAUUGUGUUUUUUUUUUUGUGGAGUUGUUUUUUUGUACAUAAUGUGUUUGGCUCGCCUCUCUCUUUGGAAGUCUUUGGAAGUAAUAAUGAAAACUUGGUUUUCCUUAGGUUUUCCAAGGACUAAGUGUCUGUGGUCACUUUUAUAUGGAAAAGUUUCCUUUUUAUAUGAAAAUUCAAAAGAAAACCAAAACAGCCCUCAGUAUUAAUCUGCUCGGUUGGUUUAAAAUAUUCUGUAGGGAGGAACGUGUGUAACACGCUGGGGCAGAUCUUUGUUCUUUAUGUUUUUUCUUUUUACAAGUGAUGUUUGUGUUGUAUCAUUGCACGAUGAAUGUGGCAUCAGGGUUUUAUGGGAUUUGUGUUACUGUUUAAAAAAAAAAGUUUCCAAUUUUUUAAAAAACAUUAUUCAAUACAGGCAAUAAGGUCUACCACCACUUUGGCUUCAAACACUUCAUCACUCUACCACCUCCUGACUCGACUCAUCACUCUGCCACCUCCUGACUCCACUCGUCACUCAUCCCCCUCCUGACUCGACUCAUCACUCUGCCACCUCCUGACUCCACUCGUCACUCAUCCCCCUCCUGACUCCACUCGUCACUCUGCCAUCUCCUGACUCCACUCAUCACUCAUCCCCCUCCUGACUCCACUCGUCACUCUGCCACCUCCUGACUCCAUUCGUCACUCUGCCACCUCCUGACUCCACUCGUCACUCAUCCCCCUCCUGACUCCACUCGUCACUCUGCCAUCUCCUGACUCCACUCAUCACUCAUCCCCCUCCUGACUCCACUCGUCACUCUGCCACCUCCUGACUCCAUUCGUCACUCUGCCACCUCCUGACUCCACUCGUCACUCAUCCCCCUCCUGACUCCACUCGUCACUCUGCCAUCUCCUGACUCCACUCAUCACUCAUCCCCCUCCUGACUCCACUCGUCACUCUGCCACCUCCUGACUCCACUCGUCACUCAUCCCCCUCCUGACUCCAUUCGUCACUCAUCCCCUUCCUGACUCCAUUCGUCACUCUGCCACCUCCUGACUCCACUCGUCACUCAUCCCCUUCCUGACUCCUCUCGUCACCCUUGCACCCUCUGCAGGACGAUCAGCCUCCUUCGGCUCCUACAGCUUUACUACUUUGCUUACUCUUGCGCCAGAUCUUAUUUUCCUGUUAUUUUACACAUGUAUGGCGGACGGCGUGUUUCUUCAGCCACUUUGCAGUUACCUUUAAACAGCACGGCAGACCAUUCCUCUGUUUUAGCGCAGCCGCCUGUAACGUCCAGGACCUGCCUACAUUCAAGGCAAGAAAGCGCAUUAACACUGUCAGAAGAUCUCUGGCAUUUUUUGGAGUUUCAGGGGUGCACUCGACCCAAAACGUCAUGUGCACAUUUAUGUUUAACUCAUCCCAACACUUUGAGAGACAACACUAAAAUUCUCACACAUCUGUAUACACACACAAACACACACACUCCAGCAUACCUCCUCAGUCUGGUGUCUCGUCUCAUUGCUUUGCUGCCAGGUGUUCUUCAUGUUGUGGGUGUAGAGAGUGUACAUGCUGGAGUACACGCUGGAGUACACGCGGAAGCUCUGGUGCACACACUGACACACACAUUUCCUGACUCUUGCUCUACUUCAUUCAUUUGGAGUCGGAAAUGAACACUGAAGAAAUUUUUAGUUUCAGCUUUUGGAAAUUCAGAAGUUUAGACUUGCAUCUUUCUCUUAUUGUAAAUCUUUGAAACAUUGUCUAUUCGCGCAGACAACCUCCUAGCCUUUGGGCAAUAAUUUAUACUUGUAUAUUGCACAUCUUUUUAACAUUUGAUGAAGUAAGGCCAGUUUCUGUAACACGCCGCCCUCUGCAGAGAACGGUGUUAGCAGUUAAUCCACAUGUCCCAUUCACGUUGUUCAAAAACACUGAAGUUACCCCUCACAGUCACUGUGUCCUUGUUUACUGUUUGAUUGUGGUCAUUUGCUUGCUUGCUUGCUUUCAUCAGUGAGACGGUUUGUUCGUUUUCAUCAAUGGUCUCGAGCUUGUGCGUAGGACACUUGUUUUGUUUGUUUUAAAAAAAAGCUAAACAAACAAAAAACACACACUUGGCUGAAGCUGGCCACUAUACAUUAAAUCCUGUAAUAUACAAAGAGAAACCUCCCUGGCUAUAUGGCUACAGGUUAAACAGUCCAACAGGAACUACUGUGACCAUGUUUUGUAAUGUUUCAAUGUGGCUCACUGACCAUCGCAAUUUGUGCAUAGUUUUGUAUCGCAACCUUGUAUGGCAUUAAAUGGUGGUUGGCUGUGCAGUUGGUGGUGAAUGAAGAGGUGGGGGACUGUUCAGGCCCUGUCCUUCUGAGAGAGGGAACGAGAGCAAUAGUCAGAGAAGGGGGCUUUUUUAGAGGAAUGUGAUCCUAUCUAUGGCCUCUGCCGCAGCAGUUUCUACGAUUUUGUUUUUCUAAAAUGAAUAAAUAAUGGCAACAAAUUUGAAGAGGGCCUUAAGAUGGACAGUGAAAGACCUCUUUGUGCGCAAAGGAUUCUCAACAGUCACCAUUGGAGAUAGUUUUGUUGUCGCUGCCACACUAUUUUACUAUUCAGUAAAUAUGUAUAUUUAUUGAUAUUUCAUAUGUUGUGUAUAUGUCGUGCCCUAUGAUUGCUGAGGUUCAAAGAGUACUUGUAUAUUUUUUUGACUUUUUGGAACGAGAGGUUGUGUGUCUCCAAUAGUCCCUCCAUUGCGCUGGUGUUCUGUCGCCACUACGUGAUUGGAUGUUUGAAUAUGUGUCUUUUAACCUUACAUUUUUAAUAUUCUCUCUCGCUCGCUCGCUCUGUCUGUCUUUCCUCUGCUCAUAUUGAUAUGCAGAAGUUGAAAUUAUCAAAGCACAUUCCUUAAUUUCCUUGUUUCUCUUUUUCGAUGCUUUCAUGUUGCGACAAUACAAAGGUGUGUGUAUACUAACUGCUACACACGUGUAUAUAGAGUGCAUAUAUGUGUACACAUGUGCAAUACACGCUAUUUGAGCAAUCUAUUACUGUGAUUAUAAUUCAUUAAAAGUGCUGUCCCUUUGA
Electrophorus electricus (electric eel) is the source of this 8241-nucleotide messenger RNA. RefSeq names its product histone deacetylase 5 (gene hdac5). Gene Ontology annotation, biological process: negative regulation of transcription by RNA polymerase II. NCBI's taxonomy places the organism in Eukaryota, Metazoa, Chordata, Actinopteri, Gymnotiformes, Gymnotidae. Gene Ontology annotation, molecular function: histone deacetylase activity. The record is from RefSeq and is a predicted model, not a curated record.